Cuscuta campestris is the source of this 1436-nucleotide messenger RNA. The record is from the annotation of a GenBank genome assembly. NCBI's taxonomy places the organism in Eukaryota, Viridiplantae, Streptophyta, Magnoliopsida, Solanales, Convolvulaceae.
GAAAUGAUUGUAAUUCUACCUGUGUGCAGAUUCCUGGACAUCUUCUGCUGCAGAAAAGAAAGGAUCUUUCUCCCACCGAUCGAAAUGGGUCGGGCAUGUAUGUCAUCUACUUUUAACCUCACAUGAUGCCAUGAUGAGUACAGGAAAUAACUUUUGGCAAAGCUUCAUUGGUUUUUCUUCUACACUUAGAUAUAAAGAAUCCCACUGAAAAGGAAAAUAUUAUACCUGUAACAUGGAUGUUUUUGCUUCUUCAGGUUUUGAACAAAUAACUGUGUUAGUCUGUCAGUGUGGCGGGCAUCAACUUCACAGUUUGACGGCAUAGAUUUCAGAAGAGCAAUGCUAGGGGUACGUGUACCCCAUUUGUCCCCCACUCCCUUCUCCACCAUCCAUUUUUAUCUAUUUAUUUAUUUAUUUAAUUUUUUUUAAAAUUCUUGCCCCCGUAAUGGAGGGGGUGGGGAUAAAUGGGGUACACCAAAUGGUGUACCCCUAUCAUUUUUCAUAAUCCACACAAAGAUUCCGCAAAGAAUCAGCGAAGAAUCAUUAGGAUUUAGGACUUUCCUUGCAGAUUUUCUUUCGUUCCGUGAAGAUCUACCGCAAGGGUGUAGAUUUCAAAAUCCACGCGAAGAAUCAGCGAAGAAUCAUAGGGACUUUCCUUGCAAGGGCUCUCUCUCUCUACGCGACUUUGCCUCCCACUGCGAUCUCCAAUUUCCGGCCGCCAUGGCCGGUGAUGAGUUGCCGGACACCCACCAUCACCCUCCUGGCCUCAAGACGAUCCCAUCCCACCCAAACAUCAGCCCCGUUGCUGCAGGAAACUGCCAGGACGAAGCAGCCGCCGUCGCACAGGUCGCGCACUCCAUCCCGGCCACCACACGCAGCGGCAAGCCUCCAAACCUAUCUCCGAAGGUUCCUGACGUCCUUGCGAGUUCAGCGCCACCGGAAUCGCUGCAUUUGGAGGUCGGAAACGCCAGAUCGAAGUUCCAACCCGAUCCGCCGUUCACUCUCGGGUCGCUGAAUUUUCCGGCCAUCUCCGGCAAUAAUCCGGUCGCGCACCCUCCCACUGUGUUCCUGCCGUCUCCAGGAUCUCUAAGGACCCAUCAAUUGCUCAAUUUGGUGCUGAUUGAGAAAUGAGCCCGGUUCCAUGGCCAUGGAAUACAGUGGCCACCAAGUCCAGACCCAAACUAUUCACUUCACUUAUUUCAAUUGCACCUAGUGAUGUGGCAGUACGAGGGAGCCAACCUCAACGCCACUACACAUGCUCUAAGGCGAUUAGGGGUUCAUAGAUCGCGAAGAUCGCUAGAGAGGGGAAGAAUCUGGACCGCUAAGGAGUGGACGCGUGUCAUCUGACAUGUGUAAUCAAAUUAAAGCAUUUAAGUUGACACAUGUCACAUUCUUAUAAAUCAAACUCUCAAAUUUUAUAUUAAAGGAUUUGAGAAUUG